Messenger RNA from Myodes glareolus (Bank vole), 2788 nucleotides. The record is from RefSeq and is a predicted model, not a curated record. NCBI's taxonomy places the organism in Eukaryota, Metazoa, Chordata, Mammalia, Rodentia, Cricetidae.
GGUGGUGGACUCUGCGGCUGCUGGAGUGUAAGAAUGCACCGUGCAGGCCUGGGGUGCAAAAGAGGUGGAGCCGUGCCCUACACGGCGUGGCUGUACUGGGCUUGCUAAGGCAAGAGGGGGUGGUGUGUCAGAGGUGAGAGGUUCUCUUACAAGGGUCUGGAGAGAGAGUGUGAUCAUAAGACUUGAGUGUGAGUUUGCUUAUUGAGUGUGCCCUUUUACUGGGAGUGUGUGAAAACUGGAACUGGUUAAAGGCCAUGUGUGAGUGUGAAGAUCCUCAGGAGAGAGUGAGCAUGUGUGGACAGGUGGAAACUCCUGAGAGAGUGGCUAAACACCCCCUCCCCUCCGCCGUGUUCCUAAGUGUGCUCUUGAAUACUCAGUACCUAAAUGGAGCCCUCCCAGCAUCUGGAGAAAACUCGGGAGAGGUAUUACGUUUGGGGGUUGAGAGUUGCCUGCAGGUUGAGAUUAGCCUGCUUCCUGGCUUGGGUGGGAGCUAGACUUGCCAAACCUCUCCCUGGUUCCCAAGAGGAGGACCUGCUGUCAGUUAACUGGCCCCAGAGGCUCUGGAGACUCUGUUCCCAUGGUGACAGCUGGGGGCCCUCUUCAUGGGCAGCCCUUCCUUGAACUCUGCCUCCUCUCUCUCCUUGACUGAGCCUGGAAGCUUGGCCUAGGCCCAGUGUUGCCCAACCCAUGUGGCAGAGUGCCUGUCUGUGACCCUGAUGGUCUUUCCCUGCAGGUGACCAGCAUCAUGUCCAGCCAGGUGGUGGGCAUCGAGCCUCUCUACAUCAAGGCAGAGCCAGCCAGCCCUGACAGUCCAAAGGGUUCCUCAGAGACUGAGACUGAACCCCCUGUGACCCUGGCCCCGGGACCAGCUCCAGCCCGCUGCCUUCCAGGGCACAAGGAGGAGGAGGAUGGGGAGGGUACCGGGUCUGGUGAGCAGGGCAGUGGGAAGCUAGUGCUCAGCUCUCUGCCCAAACGCCUCUGCCUGGUCUGUGGGGAUGUGGCCUCCGGCUACCACUAUGGUGUGGCAUCGUGUGAGGCCUGCAAAGCCUUCUUCAAGAGGACCAUCCAGGGGAGCAUCGAGUACAGCUGUCCGGCCUCCAAUGAGUGUGAGAUCACCAAGCGGAGACGCAAGGCUUGUCAGGCUUGCCGCUUCACCAAGUGCCUGCGGGUGGGCAUGCUCAAGGAGGGAGUGCGUCUGGACCGUGUUCGAGGUGGGCGACAGAAGUACAAGCGACGGCCAGAGGUGGACCCAUUGCCCUUUCCAGGCCCCUUCCCUGCUGGUCCUCUGGCAGUAGCUGGAGGCCCCCGGAAGACAGCCCCAGUGAAUGCUCUGGUGUCUCAUCUGCUGGUGGUUGAGCCUGAGAAGCUGUAUGCCAUGCCUGAUCCAGCCAGCCCUGACGGACACCUCCCUGCUGUGGCCACACUCUGCGACCUUUUUGAUCGAGAGAUAGUGGUCACCAUCAGCUGGGCCAAGAGCAUCCCAGGCUUCUCCUCACUGUCACUGUCUGACCAGAUGUCAGUACUCCAGAGUGUGUGGAUGGAGGUGUUGGUGCUAGGUGUGGCCCAGCGUUCACUACCACUGCAGGAUGAGCUGGCAUUUGCUGAGGACCUGGUCCUGGAUGAAGAGGGAGCCCGGGCAGCUGGUCUGGGGGAUCUGGGAGCAGCCCUGUUGCAGCUGGUACGGCGACUGCAAGCCCUACGGCUGGAGCGGGAGGAGUAUGUACUGUUGAAGGCUCUGGCCCUUGCCAAUUCUGACUCUGUGCAUAUUGAAGACGCUGAGGCUGUGGAGCAGCUGCGGGAAGCCCUGCAUGAGGCUCUGCUGGAGUAUGAAGCUGGCCGGGCUGGCCCUGGAGGGGGUGCUGAGCGGAGGCGGGCAGGCAGGCUGCUGCUCACACUGCCACUGCUCCGCCAGACAGCAGGCAAAGUCCUGGCCCAUUUCUAUGGGGUGAAGCUGGAGGGCAAAGUGCCCAUGCACAAGCUGUUUUUGGAAAUGCUUGAGGCCAUGAUGGACUGAGGCAAGGGGUGGGACAGGGUGGGGUGACUGGCAGGAUCUGCCCAGCAUGGGGUGUUAGCCCCAAGGGGGCAAAGCUGGAGUCUGGGCAGUGCCACAGCCUGCUGGCAGGGCCAGGGCAAUGCCAUCCGCCCCUGGGAGCAGGCUUCAUGCCCUCCCCUCCCCCUUCUAGGGGGUGUCAGAAGCCAGGAAAGUGAAUGCCCAGGUGUGGGCACAGUGCUGCCCCUUGCAAGCCAUAAUGUGCCCCCAUGAGUAUAGGGGGCCUUGCGGAAGCCAUAGGGGGCUGCAGGGGAUGUGUGGGAGGCAGAAACUGAUCUCAGGGAGGGAAGGGGAUGGAGGCCACAGUCUCCCAGUGGGCGAUGCUUUUGCUGCUGCUUAAUCUGAACCCCUCUCCAGAGCAGAGGGGGGCUUGGAAAGCAAAGGCCCCUGUCCCCUUUGCUCCUCUCCUCAUUCGCAUUGGGCAUUAGUGCCCCCCCCCCCUUGAAGCAAUAACUCCAAGCAGGCUCCAGCCCCUGGAUCCCUGGGGUGACCAGGCCCCCCCCCAUCAGCUCCCACCUUGAGGGGUGGGGGACAGCACUGCCUCUAUGCCCUGCAGAGCAAUAACACUAUAUUUAUUUUUGGGUUUGGCCAGGGAGGCGCAGGGCCAUGGGGCAAGCCAGGGCCCAGAGCCCUUGGCUGUACAGAGACUCUAUUUUAAUGUAUAUUUGCUGCAAAGAGAAACCGCUUUUGGUUUUGAACCUUUAAUGAGAAAAAAAAAUAUACUAUGGAGCUCAAGUA